AUGCUUCGAAUCAGGUUCAGAGAAUAUUUUGAAUUUCGAGAAAGAAUAUCGCUGGUGUCAACCUACGUACAACUGUGUACUGACAUUGCAGAAGAAGCUGAGGCAAGUUCACUAUUACUGAGAGACUGCAGAAAGAUAUCGGAUGUCUGUGAGCCACUAGUAGAUGUAAAUGAGGGUGAAGAAUGGCGUCCAAGAUUAAAUGUUUUCAAGUCAUUUUCAGACAGCAUUGAAAAACUAAGACAGUUAAAAAGAUUGCAAAAUGUCAAUAUAUUCAAGGGAAUAUGGAAUCAAGAAGGAAAAAUCCUAAAAAAGGAAUAUGGGCGUAAAUUGUCAGUAGACGAAGUUUUUAACCAUCUAUGGCGAAACGUUGUUGAAGACUUCUGGGAGCCAACAGUUGAUGGACUAAAAAAAGGAAAGAUUGAAUACCAGACCAUACAACGCUAUUUUGGAGUUUAUAGUAUUUCAGAAAUACAAAAAAUGCUAGAGAGCAUUCCCAACCAUGAUGAAAAUGAUAGAGGUUGGAUUUCCGAACGUUUGAAACAGAUAGAAGAUCAUCGUUUUCUUGAAAGAUCUCUGGCUGCUGCCGAGGCUAUUUCAUCUCUUGUUAAAACUUAUAAGCUUCAAGGAGAUUUUACUUCUGUGCAAAACAUUAUACAGAAAGUAAGUUUUAAAGGGUUAUGGAUGAUGUCUAUUGAAAAGAACAUGCAGGUAGUAGAAGAGUCUUUGAAAAACAUUUGUACAGAUUUUCAGAGUAUUGACGACAGGAAACUGGAUUGCUUACAAGCUUUCAUCGAAUGUAACCAACUUGUUUUUUGGAUAAAAAAGUCAAUGAAAGAUGUAAAAGAACUGAAGGUGUUUGUAGAUCUGGCAAGUAUAUCUGCUGGAGAAGGAGAUAUGGAAGUCGCAAAAGUCAAAUGUCUCCACGCUGCAACAACUGGAUAUGCUCCCUUAAUAUUCAAUUUGGAAAAGAUUAAUGAUUAUGAUUUACUUUUUAAGUUCUGUGCAGAGGUAUGGAAAGAAAUGGACGCAGACAUGACGCUACCUGAAAAACUGAGGGGUACGAACAAACAUUUUGAAUGGCUUGAGAGUGUUAAAAAGGCACAGGGGGCAGUCGAAAUUACAUCAAUGAAGCAGGUUGAAGAUAUCAACGAGAGAGGAACAUACGUCAUAGGAAGGAUAAACGAGAAUGCGCAUGCUAAAAUUUUGAAAAUUGACGAUGUUCUUGAACUUCAUAUAACUAAAGAGGAUGGAAAUAAAGAAUUGUUGUCUUUCAAAGAACUACAAGAACUCCAGGGAAAACUAAUGCUUGUUGCCGGUAAAGCAGAGCAUGGAAAAGAUGAAGUCGAACGAUUUAUUAUGAUACUGGACUCCGCAAUAAGGUUAAGUCGUGUGUAUAUCUCCCUACUAGCAGCUGGUUGCGUUUUAUUCACAAACUGGAAAGCUACAUUUUUUUGUGAUCCGAGGUGUCAUGUCUGUGCAAUUAUUCAGUUCGAAAAUGCAGAACAAGGUCAGCAAAGAGGUCGUAGAAAUCAAAAGGAGGAUGUUAGCACGGUAAUUCCAAAGCUAGCUAAUUUUAUGGAGAAAUGUCUUGAGGACUGGUUACAGUACAUUGCUGAGAAAAGAGAAAAAUAUAGACAGCUGAAUUUUUUCACCAUUGACCAGUUGGUUUUUCUUCAAAAAGAAUUGGUUCGGAGUGGCACAGAAAAAACUGUUUCCAACUUAAUAUAUCCGCUUUUGUCAAUUAUUAAAAACAAUUGCUCACCAGCAGACGUGAUUGAGGCAAUGAAAAAGGCAAAGGCAGAAGUCAGAAAGAAGGGAGUAAAAGAUAUCAAGACGACAGAAGAUGAAAAGAAAAGAAAAUUUAUAGAGAAGAUGACAAAAAUCGGUUUCCAUGAAGAUCUCGCAUUAGAGGCUCUUGAUAAGGGUGGAAUUAGACCUACUGACGAAGCCGAAGGAAUCAAAUGGUGCUUGCAAAACAGAAGACGAUUUGAAAUCAAAUUAAGAAAGAAAGAGAAUGACAUUACAUGGAUUGAACCAUCAAAAUCCACUAUGAAUGACAUGAUUUAUAGUUCAUUCGAUGGAGGAGAACGAGAGUCCGCUUUUGAACCGCUUCUCCAUAACCUGGGACUUUUAUGGGAAAAAUACGUCCAGUCUGUCUCAUCCGGAAUGGUAGACUGUCUCAGUGUGAGUCAUCUUGGAAUGAUUCUACAACACCUUGCAGAUGCCGAAACUAAAAAAGUGAAUAGGAAAAUGCCAUCAAGUUUCCUUCAGGGUGUCCCAAAUCUAUUACUGUGCAGGAAAGAGGCACUUUUAUACACGGUUCUUGCCAUUUACAACGAUGACGAGAAUAUUGAAUCGCCAUUACCUCUGCCAGAAGAAGUUCUUCUUUGUACAUCGCAAACAACAAAAGAGGAGAUAGAUAUCUUUUUGCGUCGGUCAUUGUAUGAUUCAAGAGGAAAAAUUUAUUGUCUGGUGAAUGCUGACUGUUUGAGUUAUGAAGUAGCAGAUCACAGUGAACAUCGUCUAGAACAUCACAUCAAAAAAGCCCAGAAUAAAUUUUAUAAUUUAAUCAUCGUAUGCGAUGUUGAACGUGAGUUCCAGUCGAGGAUAGUUGCAGCACUAGAUAAGCACAAACGUUCUGGUUUACCUGUAGACGUUGGAAAAAUAAGGUCGAUGUUGAAGGAAAAGUUGAAAAAUGAAAGUGAAAAUGUGGCUGCAUUUGCUGAUUGGGAAAGGUCUACUGUCCGAGUUAUAAAAUCUUGGCGUGCAGGAGUCGGAAAAACACUGUUCAAAAAAAGAGUUGCAGAAGAUGUGGAAAGAAUGCAUUGUUCACAAGAAAAUAAUGCAGUGAUAUCAAUUUCAUUUCAUGAGAGAGAUUUCAAAGUUGAUGACGUAAUGAAGAAGUUGCUUGACAAUACUUUGCCACCCGAAAGAAUCGAACCGCGACUUAUUCAUAUUGAUUUUUCGCAUGAGGUGGAGAAUGGUCUUGAUUUCUUCCUUUUCCAAUUACUAGUUAUUGGUUGUUUAACGAAUAGCUACGGACUUGUUUGGCGUAAAAAAGAUUUUGACAUGUACGUUAUAGAAACAAUGCCAAUCCGCACUGGAGAAACAGAUGAAAAGACGCAAACAGUAGAGUGUAGACAUUCCUGCUUCAAUAUCUUACCUGAUGCCAUUUGUAGGUCUCCGUUGGAGAGUUUGAAGAUUUUGGAGAGGAACAUUCCAGAUUUCAGAGAAAGGGGUAUUCUCUUUGAUCAAAGGGAAUUUGAAAGCGAAUAUUUUCAAAGGCCUUUCCAGUACCUGUCUCAGCAUGAUGUAAAUGUACAGAGGGUCAACGGAACUCCGAAAGAAUGUUUGGAAACCUUACUUCAGCAUUGUGGAAUACAGGAUCCCUCUUGGGCUGAACUUCGUAAUUUUGUUUGGUUUCUUAAUACUCAACUUAAAGAUUAUGAAAAUUCAGUUUUCAUCUCUUUUUCUGAUGAGGAAACGCUUCCAGAUUUCCCAAAGUUUGUUCUUCAGUUCCUUAUUCAGAUGUCAAGAGAUUUCUCAACACGGUCAUUGCAAAUGAGUGAGGAAGGUACGGAUAAUCAAAGUGCGCAUGGACAUUCAUUCACUAGUGAGGAAGAAAAUGCGGUUCUCAGGCAGUAUCAAAUGAAGAGAACGUGGGAAAGCAGUCCACAUCCAUACCUUUUCUUUAAUGCUGAUCACACAUCGAUGACGUUUGUCGGAUUCAAUGUAAACAGAUUCUCAGGAGAUAUCUUGGACCAUCGAACUGACAAGGUUUUAUCGGAAGUCAAAAUGCCUUAUGAUCUGUAUAGAGCUCUCGAGAGAAAUUGUGUUGAUUUGAACGAAGAUUUUGAUAAACUGCAAAGAAUGGAAAAAAUAAAGAAAUUAUACAGUGUAAUGGGUAUUGAUAUUCAGUCAGAGGAAGACAACAGCGAAUAUGACCCGGACCCUACGUAUGAAUUGACAACUGACAACGUUAAGAAAAUCCUUGCUGUCUACAUGCGAUUCAGGUCCGAUAUCCCCGUUGUAAUCAUGGGUGAAACUGGAUGUGGGAAAACUCGACUUGUUAAGUUUCUUUGUGAUAUUGGAUUGAAACGAAAGCCAAAGAAAGAGAAGUGUUCUGAAGAUACCAACAAAACCAACAUGAUCAUUAUGAAGGUUCACGGAGGAACAACAUCUAAUGAUAUUAAAAGAAAAGUAGUAGAGGCUGAAAUUUUGACUGAAAAAAAUAUCGAGAUUUACGGAGAUAAUAUGUUCACAGUUCUUUUCCUUGAUGAAGCGAACACAACUGAAGCAAUAGGAACUAUUAAAGAGAUAAUGUGUGACAGAACAAUCGGAGGAGAACCACUCAGACUUGGGCGAUCUCUGAAAAUCGUUGCUGCUUGUAACCCAUACAAAAGGCAUUCUGACGAACUAAUAAAAAAACUGGAGCAAGCUGGUUUAGGAUAUCAUGUUGAUGCAGACAAGACAACAGAUAGAAUAGGUCGACUUCCCAUGCGUCGAUUGGUUUACCGAGUUCAACCCUUACCCCAGAGUAUGAUACCAUUAGUUUGGGAUUUUGGUCAACUUAGCCCAGACGUGGAAAAACUUUAUAUCAGGCAGAUGGUGAUUCGAUAUAUUAAUCAAAACAAACUUCCAGUUGGCUUAGAAGAUGUUGUAAGCAGUGUUCUGACAGCUUCGCAAGUGUUUAUGCGAGAAGAAAAGGACCAGUGCAGCUUUGUAAGUCUUAGGGAUGUAGAACGUGUGCUUGAUGUGAUGGCCUGGUUUUAUUCCCAAAGUCAAACUGAGGAAGAUAUAUUUCGCUUUAAAACGAACGAAUUUGAUUCUGAUUCCAAAACAGACAGCAAUGAUGACAUUGAAUUCAAGGUAGGGAGGAAAAAACACAUCUUGUUUCAUAUGAUUAUUUUCCAGCCUCUCAACCCAGAAACACUUUCUCUGAUAAUGGCGAUCGGCGUUUGCUAUCAUGCAUGCUUAAUGGAUCGAAAGUCGUACAGAGACUAUGUCAGUGAAAGUUUUCAAGAGCCAUGUCAAUUAUCUGGUGGACCAGACAGGAUACUGCAUGAAAUAAACAGAUGUCAAACAAUAUUGCUGGGAAACAUUGACCUUGGAAAAAAUAUUGCAAAGAACCAGGCGCUUCAAGAAAACCUUUUUAUGAUGGUUAUCAGCAUUGAAUUGAGAAUUCCACUUUUCCUUGUUGGUAAACCUGGAAGUUCUAAAUCAAUGGCAAAGACAAUUGUAGCUGAUGCAAUGCAGGGAACGUCGGCUCAUUCGCCCUUCUUCAAAAAAUUUAAGCAGGCGCAGAUGGUCUCGUUUCAAUGCAGUCCUUUGUCUGUACCAGAAGGAAUUGUAGGUACUUUCCGUCAGUGUGCCAUGUACCAGAAAGACAAGGAUCUCAACCGAUUUGUGUCUGUUGUUGUUCUUGACGAAGUUGGACUAGCAGAAGAUUCUUCAAAAAUGCCACUCAAGGCGCUUCAUUCAUUAUUGGAAGAUGGUUGUCAAGACGAUGAUACAAUAGAAAUGUAUCGCAAGGUAGCGUUCAUUGGAAUAUCGAACUGGGCGCUAGAUCCUGCCAAAAUGAAUCGCGGGCUUCUUGUUCAGAGGGAUGUACCUGACAAAAAAGAACUUAUCGAAAGUGCCAAGGGAAUUAUGAAAACGGACCAAUCAAUCAAAUUUCAAGUCAUACAGACGCUUUUGCAACCACUGGCUGACUCAUAUUUGCAAGUUUUCGAGCACUUUCACACAAAACGUGAAUUCUUCGGACUACGCGAUUUUUACAGCUUAAUCAAAAUGCUAUACGGGUAUUGUGCUAAAAAAGACCCGACUUGGUACAUUCUUCAACACUGCGUUCUAAGGAAUUUCAGCGGAUUUGAUAUAAGUGAGAGGACACCAUGGGGGAUAUUUGAGGCUAAUCUUCAACCUCUCUUCGAUGAUUCUUCAAAACAGGUUGAUGAUCCUGAUUGUUCUCCUGCAGGUUUAAUUGAGGCAUGUUUAAGAGGAGACCAGUUCGACAGCGAUACCCGAUAUCUUCUUUUGCUGACUGAGAGUUAUGGUGCUUUGUGGAUUCUUCAACAGAAGCUUUUAACCAUUCAAAAUGCUACAACUAUCUUUGGAAGCAAUUUUCCAAGUGAUCAAGAAUACACACAGGUUUGUCGUAACAUCAACAAAAUUAAAGUUUGCAUGGAAGCUGGGACUACAGUUGUUCUCUUGAAUCUUGAGAAUCUCUACGAAAGUUUGUAUGAUGCACUUAAUCAGUGUUAUGUAUAUUUCGGUGGAGAGAGAUAUGUCGAUCUUGGUCUUGGUUCGCAUAGAGUUAAAUGCAGAGUCCAUAAAGAUUUUAGACUCAUUGUUGUUGCUGAGAAGGAUACUGUGUACAGACAAUUCCCUAUACCUCUAAUCAACAGAUUAGAGAAACAUUUCUUGAACAUAUCAACGUUACU
Saccostrea cuccullata (small rock oyster) is the source of this 6440-nucleotide messenger RNA. Its product is annotated as E3 ubiquitin-protein ligase rnf213-alpha-like. The record is from RefSeq and is a predicted model, not a curated record. NCBI's taxonomy places the organism in Eukaryota, Metazoa, Mollusca, Bivalvia, Ostreida, Ostreidae. The transcript has 40 exons. The annotation marks the transcript as partial. Gene Ontology annotation, molecular function: ubiquitin-protein transferase activity; ATP hydrolysis activity.